Molecule: messenger RNA, 7422 nt
Organism: Hydractinia symbiolongicarpus
Lineage: Eukaryota; Metazoa; Cnidaria; Hydrozoa; Anthoathecata; Hydractiniidae
Exons: 28
Coding region: 614-6034 (1806 amino acids)
Biological process (GO): hemopoiesis; peptidyl-tyrosine phosphorylation; intracellular signal transduction
Cellular component (GO): cytoskeleton; cytosol
Molecular function (GO): cytokine receptor binding; ATP binding; non-membrane spanning protein tyrosine kinase activity
Source: RefSeq, a predicted model, not a curated record
UAUAUGCAGCCUCGUCUUUAUGCUUCUGUCUUAACAUAAAAAAGCACUGGGGACAAGUUAAGCAAUAUUCCACUCUAUGACAUUAUAAAGACUGAGUUUCUUAUUAUUACUUUACCUUUAUACUAUAAUCUUAGCAUAAUAAAAGACUAUUUUUUUUAAUUUCUCCAUUUCCCCCCCUGGAAUCAAGCAUUGCAACUGCCCGUGGGUUUUUUUAUUUCUUGUGUUUUAUUUCUCGUGUUAUUAUUCGGUAUGGUCCUUUAUUUUAACCAUGGGCAUAUCCCAUAAUGCACAGCAUUCUAGGAAUGCAGCUCUGCCGUAUUCUUGGAAAAAUGUUGUCUAUGUAUGUACCGCUUAACCAAAUUGUUAUGAUUUGAAGAAAGGCUUGCCAGUUUGUCAUUUAUUAACUUCUAAUAUCGUAACUUGCUUUUGGAAUACAAUACAUGAUAUUUUAUAAAAGGAAGACAAGUUACUUUAUUUAUAUUAACUGUUGUUUACUACUCCAGAUUCUGACAUUCAGCAAUGUGGGUGACGACAAGUUGAACUUAUCUAAACCCUAAAUCUCACGUAAGAACUUCAGUAGUGUCGAUUUUGUGGUAACCACAUCUUAUGAACGAUGAGUGCCACCAACUCCUCAUUUGCAUCACAUGGUUGGGGUGGACGUUUAAAAAAGAUGGUAAAAUUAAAAACAAGCAACACUGAACCAUCAUCAGAAUCACCGCGAGUUUUUGAAGUAAAUUUAAUAGAUGGAAAAACUAUAACUGUAGACUUAGUUGAGCUUAAGAAGAACAUAAAAGAUGGAGAGCUUCUUGUUAAGGAUGUUGUAAAAGAAAUCUGUCGUAAAAUGGAUAUCAUGCCGAAAUCUGCAGCAUUUUUUGGCAUUAAAUGUGACAAUCCGAAUGGCAGCUCCAUGUGGAUUGUUCAGACCAGAACAAUGGAAAAUUUAAAAGUUGAUAAAAAACAGAAGUGCUAUUUUAAACUGCAGUUCAAAGUGCUUCCAAGUUUUGAAUUACGAAAAAGAGAUUUAAAUGCGUAUUAUUAUUACGUGAAACAGUGUCGCAGCGAAUUUCGAAGUGGUUGUUACUCAAAGCUUUUAGAAGGGAAAGAUAAUGAAAAAAUUCUUCUACGAAUGGUUAUCCUUGAAAUGAUGAUGGUAGCUAAAGAAGAAAACAUCAAUUCACUGAAAGAUAUGUUAAAAAGCAAGCAUAAAAAGAUGUUUAAUAUGGAUGAAAUACUGAGAAAGCACAGUGAUAAAGAAAUUCCCAGAGACAUAUCUAAAUGCAAACAGAAGGUAGAAAAAUCCUUGAGGUGUUUUGAGAAAGUGCAAGAGCCAGACCGCGAUUUUACAACUGAAGUUGAGCUACUUCGUCACUUUAGAGAAGAAACAUAUCUUUUGCAGAAGUAUGAACGUGGUGGAAACAAAGCUAACAAUGUUGAACUGUGGAUAUCGCCAUCUGGAAUUUCUAAAAAAGUGCUAAUGUCAAAUGUAAAGUCAAGUCUCUGGGAUUCCCAAUACAAUAUGCUUCAUCAGUUUAAAGUUUGUGAAACAGACCCUGACAAGGGCAUUAAAACCAUGAUUUUUAGAGGUGAUGAACCACCUGAGAUCGUAUACUGUGCUUCCGAAGAAAUUUGUGAAUCGAUUUCUAGUUUUUUGGAUGGAUAUUAUCGACUUCUUGUUGAUCAGUACAACUCGAUAUUACAUGAUUUUUCUGAAUACCUUCAAUGUAGUCGAUAUCAUGGUCCUAUAGAAAGAGAGAUUGUUCCCAGAAUAUUGACAGUAAAAGGAAGGCAACAAGGGAACUUUUUAAUUCGUGAACACUCGAAAAAAUAUGGAUCCUAUGUUCUUUCUGUGAUUUCGGAGGAUGACGAAUUUUGUCAUUUACAAAUACUUAAAAGUGAAGUAGAUGGGAGAGUUAUUUAUUUACUUGACGAGUCUCGCAAGUUUGAUUCAUUGGAACAGCUCAUUGAGCACUACAGUAACGAAGAAAACGGGAAAGAAAUAAAGAGUUGCUUACGAAAAAUUAUUCUACCAAAACAUUCAGGAAAUGUUCCAUUAUACAGUGAUCCUUCAACAUUUCGACCAGCCUUACCUGGACGUAAAGUCAUUCAUACGCAACCAAACGUGAUGGGACCAAGCUUGCUAGAUCCUAAUCAAAUGACAAUGGAAAGACACAUAAAACAGGGUACUUUUGGAGAAGUUAUGAAGUCCCUCACAUAUGAUGGUCGAGAAUUAAUUGUGAAACGAUUUCCUAAUCUUUCAUCCGAAAUGCUUCACACAGUAUCACAGACACUAACAUCUUUACAACAACACGAAUCUAUUGUCCAAUUUCUUGGCUUAUCCUUGUCAAGCAACGAUAUGUUUCUUGCAUUUGAGUAUUUACCAAUUGGUACACUGGAAUCAUACUUAAACGAAAACAGGAAAGAAAUUACGUAUGGCACACUGCUGAAAUUUCUGAUGCAAUUAACAGACGCUCUAGCUUUCCUGCAUUCAGAGAAACUUGUGCAUGCAGACGUGCGCUUCAAUAAUAUAUACAUAAAAGAUGAAAACACGAUAAAGCUUGGAAAUUGUUGUAUAACCUGGAAGUUAGCUGGUUUCAAAAUGUUGGAUGAAAAAAUAUUCCAAAAAAGGUUUACUCAUCUCGCGCCUGAAAUCUUUUUAUGCGAUAAUGCUGAAUUCUCUCAAAAAACAGAUGUUUGGUCAUACGGUUUAACAGUAUGGCAAUUAUUCACCUUAGAGAAACCAUUCCGAAAUUGCUCUUCACAUCAGUUAAUGACAUUUUUCAAGAAACAAAUGGAACCGCAGUUUUUAGAUGAAGCUCCUCUUAUACAAUUAAACAUGAACAUUUUGCGGCAUUGUAACGAACUUUUGUUUGAUUUAUUUACACUAAGUUUACACAUGAAAUCUGAGAAGCGAGGAACCAUGCAAGAAAUCUUCCAUAAAGUUCAAGAAAUUUUAGACAAAGCUCCGAGUAAAGACAAGCAGAAAUGUUAUUUCUCUUAUGAUUGGCAAACCCGCAACCAAGAGAUAGAAGCAAAUUUGCGACUACAGGGCAUGGGACAGCGAACAAAGUUUCAACUUUCCGGCGAUUCUGGUUAUGCCACCGUUGGAACGUACAGUUGUGAAUCGCUUCCAUUAAAGAACGGCUCCGCGUUUGUUGAAAGUAACAAUAACACCUCAGGUGGAGAUUCAGUCAUGGAAGUAGUUGUAAACGAGAAAGAAUCCGUGAAAGCCACGCCAAAGGAGAGCGAAGUAGUGCAAAAAUGUUUGUUUCAACAGGGAGACGAUGCUGAAACAAAGAAAAUGGAAGAUGAACCCAUAGAAAAACUUGACACAAUUAAAAAAGAGAAUGGUUCAGAAGAAGAGAUGUCGCAAGAUAGCUCCUCUCCUCCCGAGAAGCUGGAUGAAAGCAUGGAAGUUGAACGACUAAAUCGCAAAACAUCGCAGUCGGCACCGUCGUCUCCCACGCGACCCAAAAUGUUUCGAUCGAUGUCUGUAAACGAGCCUAGUAAGCGAGACGAGCAGGAAUUCGAGACUGCCUCUAUUUUGGUUGGCUUAUCUCAAGCCAAAGGUCCACGUCCCGAGCAACCUGUCAGACCACCUCCUAAUUCGAAUAUGGCACCUGUUUUUUAUGUUCCACAGGGCUAUUCCUUGCUUGGAACCCCUGUGCGCCCGAAUUCAACGCCUCAUAAUGGCAAGCCAGUUAAACUUGCGCCAAGACCUGCUAGUCAGGAGUAUGUGCAAAAUUUUCAAAUGCAGCAACAAGCAGUCACAAGAAACUCCAAUAACAUCAAUGUUCCUGCAAAAGAGACGCCCCCGCCCUCUCCUCGCCCUGUACCACCAGAUUCACCUGACGCUUCUAGACGAGACUAUGCUACGGAGCAACCUAGAAGAGAAAUUGUAAAAGAUGAUAAGACAAGAAAAUUCUUACAGGAACGUAUAAAUAGGGAACGAGAUCGAUCACGCGGAAAAAGAAGCUUAUCCUUUACUGAAGAAUUCGAUGAAUAUAAAAACAACACUAAAAGAGCCGCUAAGCGAGCCUUGAUGGGCCCUAAUCCGUUUAACAUCGGAAUAAAACUACCGGAAGAUUUUUUAUUAAGAACUAAUAAUCGUAGUUACCCGGUUGUUCAAACAUUACCGAGAGAUGUAACCCGUUUUUUUAGUAAUGACAAGGACACGAUUAAACCCGUCCCUGCUGUCAAACCGAAGGACCUGUACGUGGACAGUAGUGCCUUGAAUCCGUACAUAGAGAGUAGCGCAUUGAAUCCGUAUAAAACGGAGCGAGACAUAAAACAAUAUCGUGACAACAUCUUGAGAAAUAAAUUUGAAACAAUGAGCAGUCCAGUUGAGUCUCACUAUGUGAAUCCAGAUGACAUGCAGACUGUAUUGGACGGAAUCCAAGGAAUAAAAGCGCACAGUCCUAUAUCUGUUGGCUAUGAAGAACCGAAGAGUGUUUUUAAUAAAACUAACAAUUCGAUCGCUGUAUCGUCCACUAUAGGUGUUUUUGAGAAAUUUUCUGGAAAAACCUCAAUACAAGGAUCCAUACGAUUUCCAUAUGGACACACUAUGCCAUCGGAUCCAACUCUUAGUCCGUAUAUAAUGCAUCCACGAGUGACAGUUGCUACAUCUAGUACGAAGCCGGUUGGAACACGCAAUGAAAUGAAAGUUCAAUUCUCCUCUCACGUUGUUUCGCCAAUGUACGCGCCUCCACAAAUUGCGUUGGCGACUGACUUUCCAACUGGUCGUGUUGUAGGGGGUCCUUAUUUUCCUAUUAACAGCGCUUUAAACCAGUUUCCGAAUCCCAGAGUGAUUGCGAUUAACUCGGGUCCAUAUACCAACCCACCGACGCUUCAACGACAAGGAGGUCAGCCGGCUUUUGUUGUUCCUUUACACGGAAUCUCGCCAUCACCUCGCGCACGAUGUUCAAACCCAUUCAACCCACCAAACCCUGUUAGCAUAACGGAUAUGAAACCUGACGUUAAAGUAAAAUCUGAGCCACAGGAACAGAAACCUUUGGUGUGCUCAGUCUAUGAACCUGCGAUGACCCGUUUACCAGCAGGUGGUUAUGAACCCAUUAAAACACCGAACGUUCCUGGUCCUUUUACUGACUCGAGCAACUGCAAGGAGACAUCGGAUACUUUGUUUCGUUACAUUCCUAGUAGAGACUUAAAACUGGAAGAGCCUCUUGGAAAGGGACAAUUUGGUGAUGUGUUUAAAGGGAAAUGGAUGUUUAAAGAUCGCAACAAGGUAACUCACCAGAUUCCUGUUGCAGUAAAGAGAUUAAAGCGAACGGAUGAACCGGUAACCCAGGAGGCUUUGUUAGACUUCAAAAGGGAAGCAGAAAAAAUGGCUGAAUUGAACAACGACAAAAACCAGGCCGUGAAGUAUAUCAUCAAGCUGUACGGAGUGUGUACAGACGACGAACAUGUAUUCUCUAUUGUAACCGAGUUGGCGUUAGCACCGCUAGAUAUUUUUAUCUCGUCACGCAAGAGAGAACUUAGUAUUGGAGAUAUAUUUCACUACUGUAAACAAAUCGCCUGUGGGAUGGAAUACUUGCAUUCCAAGAAAGUUUUGCACCGUGAUCUGGCCUGUCGGAAUAUUCUAGCUAGACAUAAACAUCUUGUUAAAAUUUCCGACUUCGGAUUAAGUCGACUGCUGCACGACAAAGGUUACUAUCGUAUCAAAUCGGAGAAUACAAAACUUCCUUUGCAAUGGUUAUCUUUAGAAGCCAUCGAGAAGAAACGAUUCACCCAGGAAUCCGAUUACUGGAGUUUCGGAGUGACAAUGUGGGAAAUGUUUACUUUGUUCGAUCCCAAAUACACGGCGGACCGAGCCUAUCCUUAUAAGGAGAUAGAGCCAAAAGACUUAUAUAACCAUUUACGCGAUGGAAACCGUUUGCAGAAACCAGAACAAUGCCCAGACAAGCUGUGGGAGCAUAUCGCAAAAUGUUGGAACGUGAAAACGAACACGAGGCCGUCAUUUUAUAUUUUUAAACAAGUUUUAAAGAAACUGCUACAUGAAAUGAAGUAUACAACGUGAUAGCACAUCAGUGAACUUGCGUGCUCUGGAACUGGAAUUUAUUAGGAGUGUGCGACUAAUUAUAUGAAAUAUACAUGAAGUGUUUGCCGUAUUUUUUAAAGUCGGAAAAAAAAUACCUUACUUUUAUUAUAACAAUGUGUCGUUUAGCGCGUUUUCCGAUAUAAAUGAGUUCGUAAAAUUUUCAAACUUUAGUUCUUAGGUUUUUUUAUCGUAUAUUCUUUUAUAUAUUUAUGCUUAUUAUUAAAAUUUAUGAAAAUGUACAAGAUUAUUUGAAGGACAAUAAUAAUUUCUCCAGACCCUAUUUUCUCGCGACACCUUUUGUCUAUCGGAUUCGCAAAAAUAGACGGACAAAAACAUAUUAGAGAAUUCUGGGUGUACGUAAUAAAUGAGAUUUUUGCCAAAGAAUUGUUAUUAAAUAAGACGUAGGUACCACCAAGGUUCAACAGCGACCUCCGAGCUCUUUAUCUCUUUUUCAUAACGAAAAGGAGAAAAAACCCUGGGAUCGAGGUUGACCAUGUUGGUUUAUUGUGCUAAGUCUACUGUACUUCGACAGAAACUCGUUUCCCGCUUGACACAUAAUUCUUCAGUUAACCAAAGUUCAACCUCGACCUCCGACUCUUUGUCUCUCAAAAAAAGCCCUGGGAUGGAUAUUGACCAUGGUUGAGUUCAUUGUGAUACGCCUACUAUAAUUCGACAGAAACUCGUUCCCGCUUGACACAAAUCUAAUUCUUCAGUUAACUGUUUGUAAGAAUUUAAAAUUACUAGGGGUUAAUCAAUCAACCCUGACGUUUUGAAGGUGACGAAAAUUAGGGGUUGCGCGAUAUCCUUUUGGACAGACAAAAUACAGUUAUUUUACGUACAUAAUACGUCUGGUUAAGGAAGAUUUGCGUGGUGACUGGUAUUCACAAGUUCUUGAAACUUUUUUCCUGAGCGUUUAUUUUCGCAAAAGUUUUAUGAAAAUACUUCGCGGGUACGUAUCUGUGUGAUUGGCCAAAUCCACGAAAUGGAUUAAUGCCCGCAAAAUAAUUUAACAUCAGACCAGGGUCGUUUAUUUAGAAACAGAACGGUCCCUUGCUACAACGUUUUAGAUCACAACUCACACCAGGAGUUUUUGAGGACUUACAUACCCAUGAUGGAAUACACAAAAUUUAAGCAUAGACUAACAAACGUAUGUAAUAAGCUGUUUUAUAUUUUACUAAGUAUGUACAAGUAGAUUUCAACCAAAAUAGGAUCAAUAUGAUCGUGUUUUUAUAAUAUCAACCGUUUAAAAAUAUUACCAACCGUAGGUUAUAUGCACAAUUUUUUUUAUAAAAUAUUACUACGCAAUAAAUUUAAAGAAUUACUUAAAAAGAACGAAACAUUAUUUUGUUCGUUCCAACAAAGAAAGA